AUGAUGGAGCUGGACGGCGCGGUGGCCGACUUCGCCAUGGAUGGAGCCAAAGCCAAUGACCCCAGAGGGCUCAAGUUGCUGGAGAACGCGCGGAUUGAGCCCGCCGGACCGAGGAACUGUUGGCAGGAGGCAUACCGGAAGUUGUUUGCCAGCUGCGGCGAUAUCAUGGCCGACAAGGAGAGGCAAUCGCGCCUGGCGUGGCACCUUAGCAGCUGCUUCCAGGAGGACUCAGGGCGGCCGCCCUUCCCGUCCUGCGCUGAGGGCUCCAAGAUGGUGCACUGUCGCAAGCGACUCAGUGAAUCUGAAGGCAAGGUCUUCCUCGAGUUCUUCUUGGAGACCGACACCCUGUGCCACCAAUUGCAGGCUGAAGCUUUCAAGCACAACAGUGAGAGACUCGUCAAUGACCUCACAAGGACAUCCAAGUCUGCUAAGAAGAAGCUCGAGGUGAUCGAGGAGAGGUCAGAACAGAUCAUCAAAGAAUCUAGUAAAGUUCAGGACACACUGUCAUCGAUUGACAUGCAAGCCGACAACCUGGCAGAGACAUCAAAGCACGUCGGGGAGCAGAUCAACGAAGUGCUGGUUCACUCCAAGUCCAUCUUUGAGCAGUCCAAGGAGAUCGCUACCACUCAGGCAGAACUGAGUAAAGGACAAACAGAGAUAAGGGAGAAGAUUGAGGCCGGUAUGACGCACGUUGAGGAAUCAUAUGAAAGACUAGGAAAUGGGAUGGAUAAGCUAAAAGAAGAGACUGGAUAUAUGCAAAAGGAAAUUAAAAGUGUUGAACGAUAUAAACCAAAAGAAGCCACAGCGACAACCAGACCAACAGUCCAGACUCAACACGGAGCCAACAUACAGUACAGAGACAAACAAGUCACAAUCGCCAGAAGCAGCUUUCGAAGAUCCCCUUAUCCUUUCCUCCUCAUUCCUGAGCAUUGUCAUCCGUCUUCGAGGGAAGAGUUUAGAGCAAAGCAGGCUAAUAUUUUUGCUACUCUGGACAAGCUGUACAUUCUGCAUAAUGCUAUUCUAGCUGAGUCUCGCUUCAUCAAGGCCUUCUUCUUCUAUUGUUGCAUUGUGUUCCUCAUCUACAUGCUCACCAGUGCAAAGCAAACGUUCAGCAUCAGGGGCCAGCUCUACUUCGGUCUGUGCAUUACGCUUUUAUUGGAGAUAGGGUUGAUCAAGCUCGGCGCCGACGACUUUGACAAGCAGUUCUGGAUCAUGUCCAGGUGUUCUUGGGACAACGAAUUGUUGAACCACGGGCUGCUCCAGACGCUGGUCGAGAAGGUCCGGUUGCUGGAGGAAAACGCCGGCAGGAGGGCGCUGGAGGAAAAUGCCUCAGAGUCGGAGGAGAGCCUGAGGGACUACCCGUGGGUCUUCGACGAGCUGGCAGACGAGGUGGACAGCAAGAUGGACCCAACGUACAUCCCUGCCGCCGGAGCGAUCGCCUCCUACUCGAAGGCGCAACGAAAUCGUCUUGGCGGAGGAGAUCGGCGAGAACUCCAUCACGAUUCACGAAGUCCGUCUCCAGGAGGUACAAUCUGCGGCCAAGGAAAUAGGCAGUGGGGGCCUGGUGUUUUUAGUUCUGGAGAAGGAAGAUGCAGAUAG
Miscanthus lutarioriparius is the source of this 1599-nucleotide messenger RNA. Lineage: Eukaryota; Viridiplantae; Streptophyta; Magnoliopsida; Poales; Poaceae. The record is from the annotation of a GenBank genome assembly.